AUGCAGUUUUCUUAUUUUUAUCUUUCAAUAGUCUUUCUUCUUUUUUCAUCUUCAUGGACUUAUGUUGUCAACGAACAGGAUGGAAAAUGGUCAUGGAGUAAUGCAAAGCAUUUAACACGAUCUAAUUGGACAUCGUCAUUAAAAGCGAAUAAUAAUUCUUCUAAAAUACAUCAUGCAGUAUGGUUCAUUUAUAAUUAUCUUAAUUAUUGUGGUUAUUGUAAAAGAUUUAAACCGAUAUGGGAAUCUGCUGCUCAAUAUGCAGCAGGUUGGUCAAGAUUCAUUAAAAUAGGUGCUUAUGAUUGUGCAAGUGAAUCGGCAUCAGAACAUGAUAUUUGUCAAGAUGAUGCAUAUCCUCAAUGGCGAAUAUAUUGUCCAUUGACAAAUUCAACUCAAUUAGCAUUUGACUCAGACCGACAAACCGCAGAUACAAAACCAGAAGAUAUUUUAAUUUGGUCAAUAAAAAAAAUGAAUAAAAUUGCACAUCAAUGUUAUGGAAAAUCAUGGCCGAUUCGUGAUGUAAUCGAACCAAAAAAUAUCGAUGAUUUAAAUAAUUUAAUUCCAAAACGUAUAAAACAAUUUCAAUUAUUCGUUUCAGAUGAUAUUCUACUUUAUAGUCUAUAUGUAUUAAAUAAUUCAAAAACUGUCUCUCAAGAACCAAUUUAUCGUUUGGCUGUAAAAAAUUCUAUUACACAAGAUACUGGUAUUUGGAAAGGAAUGAAAAAUGACGAUGGACAAAUUUCACUUGAACAAGUUAAUUCAACAAAAACAACGGACCAAUUUGUAUUAAACAAAAAGGUUAUCUCUCAUGCUAAUCAAUCCUUAGAAAAAAAGAUCGGUUCUCUAAAACCAACACUAACUGAUAUUGAUAGUGCUGUUGUUUGGAUGAUUAAAAAUGAUCUUCAUAGAAAAUUACCGAAACUAUUUGAUGAGGUUAAAGCUUGGCUUAAUGUAGUUUAUACGUAUUAUCCUGGAAGUGAUAAUAUGCAUAAUUUCCUUCAUGAUUUAAUCAACUUUAUGAGUAAUCGUACAACAUUAUCAUCAAAUGAGCUUAAACAUUAUAUUGAUUCAACAUCGGUAAUUUAA
This is a messenger RNA of Rotaria sp. Silwood2, 1083 nucleotides long. Lineage: Eukaryota; Metazoa; Rotifera; Eurotatoria; Philodinida; Philodinidae. The record is from the annotation of a GenBank genome assembly.